Camelus dromedarius (Arabian camel) is the source of this 3223-nucleotide messenger RNA. It is a transcript of the gene MAP6, whose product is annotated as microtubule associated protein 6. Gene Ontology annotation, biological process: regulation of microtubule cytoskeleton organization; cytoskeleton-dependent intracellular transport; microtubule cytoskeleton organization. The transcript has 5 exons. The record is from RefSeq and is a predicted model, not a curated record. Lineage: Eukaryota; Metazoa; Chordata; Mammalia; Artiodactyla; Camelidae. Bases 649 to 3081 code for a protein of 810 amino acids. Gene Ontology annotation, cellular component: axon; microtubule; cis-Golgi network. Gene Ontology annotation, molecular function: microtubule binding; calmodulin binding.
UUUCCCCCACUCUGCUCAGCGGCAGAAAAGGGUGGGGCCGCUUCCUUGCAGCAGAGACGUCGGCAGCUGCAGCAUCAUUGGGAGCAGCGGCGGCGGCAGCAAUGCUUGGUCUCUGUGAGAGGUGAUCGCCUCAGAGUCCUGCUAGGUGGCUGGCUGCGACCGGACGCCGGCGGAAAGGAGAAGAGAGCUUCGUCUGUAGCCCCUGUAGCCACACUGCCCAGCCCUUCCUCUGCGCCAUGGCUUAAGCCCGCAGCCAUCUCGGCUCUCGUCGCCUCGCUUGGACGGGGACUGCGCGCCGCCGCAGCUGCAGGGAGGGGCGCGUCCCAGACACCUUCGCCCAGGGAUCUGGGGACGCCUUUUCUCGCUCCGCGGUGCUCUUAGCUGACCGCACUCCGAGACCUUUGCGGCGACUCCCGGAGGCGUUUGCAGUCGGAAUCGAGGGACUUUACGGACUUUAUCUCGGUGAUAUCUCUGCCCACUCGACCUUCCUGGGUGCUUUCUGAGGAAGGAGGGCGCGGUAGUUCAGGCCACAAAGGAAAAUACGGUGGGAACCAGAUUGGCCUGUCGAGGGCCAGGGGACUGAGAAAGAUUAGAGUCUUGCUUUAGAAUCCAGCAAAGAGAAGGAAAGCCAGCUCUGCAGCGAGCACCAUGGCGUGGCCGUGCAUCACACGCGCCUGCUGCAUCGCCCGCUUCUGGAACCAGCUGGACAAGGCGGACAUAGCGGUGCCGCUAGUUUUCACCAAAUACUCGGAGGCCACCGAGCAAGCGGGUGCCCAGCCGCCGCACCAGCAGCCUGCGCAGCAGGCGCCCGCGCCCCCUUCGGCGCGCGCGGUCGCCAUAGAAACUCAGCCGGCCCAAGGCGACGGGGAUGCAGUUGCCCGGGCAACAGGGCAGGCGCCCGGGCCUGGCGGCGACCGCGAGGCGGGGGCCGCCUCAGGCCGCAGCGGGCCGGGCCCGGGCUCUGGCUACGGCUCCAGCUCCACUUCUGGCGCGGGCCCAGCGGACUCGGUGAUGCGGCAGGACUACCGCGCUUGGAAGGUGCAGCGGCCCGAGCCGAGCUGCCGGCCGCGCAGCGAGUACCAGCCUUCCGACGCGCCCUUCGAGCGCGAGACCCAGUACCAGAAGGACUUCCGCGCCUGGCCGCUGCCGCGCCGCGGGGACCACCCGUGGAUCCCCAAGCCCGUGCAGAUCUCCACGUCCUCUCAGGCGGCGGCGCCUGUGCUUGGGACGCCACAGCGCCGGCCGCAGAGCCAGGAGCGCUGGCCGGCGCAGGCCGCUGCCGAGGCCCCGGAGCAGGAGGCGGCCCCUGGCGGAGCAGGUGUCCUUGCGGCCGGAAAGGCGUCCGGGGCGGACGAGCGCGACACACGCCGGAAGCCCGGUCCCGCCUGGAUGUUGCGUCGUGCCGAGGGGCUGGGGUACGAGCAGAUACAGGUGCCCGCAGCCCAGGCCCAGGUCCAGGCUGCGGGCCCAGAAGCGGGCAAAGGGCGUGCGGCGGCCGACGCCCUCAACAGGCAAAUCCGCGAAGAGGUGGCGAGUGCGGUGAGCAGCUCCUACAGGAAUGAAUUCCGAGCAUGGACGGACAUCAAGCCUGUGAAACCCAUCAAAGCCAAGCCCCAGUACAAGCCACCAGAUGAUAAGAUGGCUCACGAGACCAGCUACAGUGCCCAGUUUAAAGGGGAAGCCAAUAAGCCAACCCCAGCUGACAAUAAGAUCAUUGAUCGCAGAAGAAUACGCAGCCUCUACAGCGAACCCUUCAAGGAACCUCCAAAGGUGGAGAAACCUAGUGUCCAGAGUUCCAAACCAAAAAAGACCUCAGCGAGCCAUAAGGCCCCGAGGAAGGCCAAAGACAAGCAGGUGGUGUCGGGCCGGGCCUCCAAGAAAAAGAGCGCCGAGGGGCCCCGCACUGCCCCGCCCGAGGACAAGGAGCAGAGCAAAGAGAUGAACAAUAAGCUGGCUGAGGCUAAAGAAGGGAUCCUGUUUCAAAGACGAGUGGCCUGCCUCCUGUCCAGAUCUAGACCAGGUCCUGCCGCUGGUCCCCGACCAGCAGGAAGCCAGAGGAGCCAGGUCGAACCCACCAGUGAUUCACAUAAGAAUCGAGGUCCUGUAGCCAAAGAGCCAGACAAGGAUCAAGGUCCCAUGGGCUCGGGGCCUCUGAAAGAUCAAGGUCCUGUGAUCCAAGAGCCUUCAAAGGGUCAAGGCCCCACUGUCCCAGAGCCUCUGAAGGAUCAAGCUCCUGUGGUCCCAGGGCCUCAGAAGGAUCAAGGUCCCAUGGUCCCUGCACCAGUUAAGGAUCAAGGUCACGUGGUCCCUGAGCCUUUAAAGAAGGAAGGUUCUGUGAUCUCAGCACCAGUCAAGGGCCAAGAUUCCUUGGUCCCAGUGUCUCUAAAGAAUCAAAGUCCUAUGGUUCCAGCAAAAGUUAAAGAUCAAGUUUCCGUGGUACCAGAGCUUCUGAAGGAUCAAGGCCCUGUGGCUCCAGCACCUGUCAAGGAUCAAGGCCCCGUGGCUCCAGCACCUGUCAAGGAUCAAGGCCCUGUGGCCCCUGAGCCUGUGGAUCAAGGUCCCAUGGUCCCAGCACCUGUCAAGGAUCAAAGUCCUGUGGUCCCAGAGCAUCUGAAGGAUCAAAGUGCCAUGGGCAUAGCACCUGUAAAGAAUGAAGGUCCUGUGCUCUCUGAGCCUGUAAAGAGUCAAGGUUUAGUGAUCCCAGAGCCAGUCAAGGAUCAAGGUGGAGGGAUCCCAGAGCUUCUGAAGGAUCAUGAGUCUGUGGUUGCAGCACCUGUAAAGAAUCAAGGUCCUGUGGUCCCAGCACCUGUCAAGGAUCAAGGCCCCAUGGUCCCAGAGCCUCCCAAGCAUCAAGAUCCUGUGGUCCCUGAGCCUGUGAAGAAUCAGGUUCCUAUAAUCCCAGUGCCUCUGAAAGAUCAAGAUCCUCUGGUGCCACUACCAGCAAAGGACCAAGGUCCUGUGGUCCCUGAACCUCUGAAGACUCAAGGUCCCAGGGGCCCCCAGCUGCCCACUGUCUCACCUCCACCCCCAGUCAUGAUCCCAACGGUCCCCCAUGCAGAAUAUAUUGAGAGUUCCCCUUGACACUCACCCCUUGACACACCAAAGAAGGAGCUGCCAAUGAAAGUGCUCCCUCUCAGGGGCAGCAAAGACACACAUUUAAUCUGCAUGAAACACGUAUUGUAUAGUCUUGCUGGAAUCUAAUAAAACUGGUCCCUCUGGCUCA